AUGGAAUCAGCAAAAUCCUGGCUGUCCACUCUUAAAUCGGAGCUCAUCUCCGGUAAAAUGGCCGAUUUGCUGCCCAAGUCGCUUGUUGGGAAGCUGCUCUUGUGCGGGGCCGUCCUUGCUGGUGGAAACGGACUGUGGUACACCCUCGUUUACUUCCGACGAGCCGUACAAAGGCCACGCCUGUCCUAUCAGCAUAACGCCAACUUCCUCUUCUACACCACGCACAUAGCCACAGUGGCCGGGACCUACUUCCGAAGCAUGCCCACCAUUCACUACCGAAGGGAUACGCUCAGCAUGGACGACGGAGGCCAGUUGUGCCUCGAUUGGGUGCUCGAUGAUGGCGAUGAUACGGAUGUGACGCCAAACAAGCCCACCGUGAUCAUCUUCCACGGUCUUAACGGCGGCAGCAGCUCUGUAUACGUUCGUCACGUCAUCAAUGCCAUCAAGGACCAAUUGGGCCGUGACAAAAUCCGGGUUGUGGUCAUGAACAACCGGGGAGCUGGUGGCUCUGAGCUGCUGACCCCGAAGGGCUAUUGCGGAGCAUACACAGAGGACGCGCGGGUGGCAAUUCGCCAUGACGAGGCACCACUGAUUGCCCUUGGCUACAGCUUGGGGGCCAACAUCAUGCUCAAAUACGUGGGCGAAGAGGGAGAGAAUGUGCCUCUCAAUGGUGCCAUCUCGGUCUCGAAUCCUCUUGAUUUUAAGGCCUCUUCGUUCCAUCUGGAGACGAUGCCCUUGUACAACGCAGUGCUGACCAAGGGCUGCAUUGGAACAUUUUCGCGGCACGCUCACAUCUUCGCCCAGCACGAGGAACUGGAAAUCGAGGCAAUCUACCAGAUCUUUGGCUAUGAGACGGUGGACGAAUACUAUGAUGCUGCCUCCUCGGUGAACUAUAUUCAGAACGUGGCGGUGCCUACACUGAUCCUGCACGCCAUGGACGAUCCCAUUGUUCCGGCCGCUGCUCUGGAUCGGCCUCGGGAGGAAGCCGAGAAGAAUCCCAACACCAUCCUUGCCACUGUCCCUUAUGGCGGACAUGUCGGCUUCCCCGAGGGCUGGCUGCCUAUUGGAGACAAGCUGUCCUGGGCUGAUCGCGUGGUGGCUGAGUUUAUUCACGCCCUUGUGGCGCCGAAGCAAGUCGGUUCGAGCAGCGACGCUUGA
Acanthamoeba castellanii str. Neff is the source of this 1158-nucleotide messenger RNA. RefSeq names its product hydrolase, alpha/beta fold domain containing protein. Gene Ontology annotation, molecular function: acetylesterase activity; monoacylglycerol lipase activity. The transcript is spliced from 11 exons. The record is from RefSeq and is a predicted model, not a curated record. Gene Ontology annotation, biological process: medium-chain fatty acid biosynthetic process; medium-chain fatty acid catabolic process. The coding region runs from base 1 to 1158 and encodes 385 amino acids. Lineage: Eukaryota; Discosea; Longamoebia; Acanthamoebidae.